Molecule: messenger RNA, 1407 nt
Organism: Prunus armeniaca (apricot)
Lineage: Eukaryota; Viridiplantae; Streptophyta; Magnoliopsida; Rosales; Rosaceae
Source: the annotation of a GenBank genome assembly
AUGAAGGUUUUGUUCCUUUAUAACAAGUAUGUCCCUUCUGAAAAUUAUUUUGCCAUUCCUUGCGCUGGUACAGAUGAUCCAUCCUCUCUGGACCUUAUGAAAGAUCUACCUUUCCCUCUUACAUUUUACACUCUUACAACAAAACAACUUGAAGACAAUGGAUAUUGCUUCAAUCAGCCAGGUUUUCUUUCUACUCUUCCAGCCCCAUCAGGAUCAUCUCAUUAUGAAAUGUUGGCACUUGAUUGCGAGAUGUGUGUCACAAGUGAGGGUUUGGAGCUAACAAGAGCAACAUUGGUGACUAUCAAAGGAAAGGUUGUGCUAGAUAAAUUGGUUAAACCAACAAAUACUAUCAUAGAUUAUAACACCAGGUUCAGUGGAAUCACAAGUGAGAUGUUAGAUGGCGUGACUACAAGUCUUAAAGAUAUUCAGGACGAAUUUCUAAAGCUGGUUUACAAAGAGACCAUCCUAGUGGGGCAUUCCUUGGAGAAUGACUUGUAUUCCCGUGGUGGAUCUUACAAAUCUAAACUUCGGGAUCUUGCCCGGAAAUUUCUUUCUAAAGAGAUACAGCAGUCAGGGGAUGGCCAUGACAGUAUUGAAGAUGCAAGAGCUGCUAUGGAAUUGGCACUUCUAAAGAUUAGACAUGGACCUGACUUUGGCACAAGACCAUCUCUGAUACGGAAAAGACUCCUAACUGUUUUGAGUGAGAGUGGAAAGACCUCCUCUAUCAUUGAUGAUGUUUCUAUUGUGAAGCGAUAUGCUUCUGAAUUAUCCCAUGCAGUUCCCGUGUCCUCUGAUGAUGAAGCUUCUUCCAAAGCUCAAAGGAGGAAUGAUAGAGUGCAUUUUGUCUGGACUCAGUUUUCUGAAUUGAAUCGUUAUUUCAAGAAACAAGCAGAGGAUCCGGAGAAGUUAAAUGGAAAACUUGCAGAGAUGAUAUCCUUGCUUACAUGUGAUAAGAAUUCGGGAAAUAAAAAAGGUAUUAAAUGCAACUUGGCAUCUGAACUCAAGGAAAUUCUAAAGCGAGUGGAUACUAGAAUACGUACCCUCUAUGCUGCAUUACCCACUAAUGCCAUGAUUAUUGUCUGCACCGGUCAUGGAGAUAUAGCAACUGUCUAUAGAUUAAGGAAAUUGCUUUUGGAUCGUAGUGAAACCACAAUGUGCCGCGAGAGUGUUGUAAAGGUAUUGGAAGAGCUCCAAGCCCAAGCUGAGUGUCCACAAGAGCAAGACUGUUCCGUAUCUUACAAAGUUCAAGCAGCUUCUUGUCGGAAUGAUUUUUUUAUGAGGCUCGGACAACUACCAAAAUCCCUAUGGAAUAUCAGAAGUCGGCAAAGUUAUGAAGGAAAAUCUGGAAUGAAAACAGGUUCUCUUAAAAGAGGGGACGAGAAAGUGCUGGAAAAGUUGAAGGGGUAG